Molecule: messenger RNA, 2754 nt
Organism: Zingiber officinale
Lineage: Eukaryota; Viridiplantae; Streptophyta; Magnoliopsida; Zingiberales; Zingiberaceae
Product: protein GAMETE EXPRESSED 1-like
Exons: 5
Coding region: 795-2585 (596 amino acids)
Source: RefSeq, a predicted model, not a curated record
UUAGGGAAACGGCGGUGGUGCCGGCAGCAAGCAGAGUAUCCCGCCUGCCGGCCACUGGGCAGUAGAGUAGGACCACGGAGAAAGUGUCGGUCAGAGUGGCGAAGAGUAUUGAUGAGUACCCUUAAGUGAAGAAGCCGCUGCUUCUGGCCGGAGGUAUUUAGCAGCACUACGCUGGUGCUGCUGCCUUCGCCGCUGCUACCCCGAAUGGCAGAUCUGGUGAAAUAUAUUCCAUGCCCCCACCGUCGCCGAGGGUGCAGGGACAGAUAAAGAUUUAAAUGGAAGAUGACUCAGUUAAUUGUGCAUUUAUACACCUUAAAAUUAGUUUAUUGACCUAUUUUUUUCAUCGUUUAGAAAAUUUUUUAUGAUAAGAUAACUCCUCCUCGACGGCCGCCGGCGCCGGCCGGAAAUUCCGCGGCUUCCCACGUAAAUCCCAGGACAUCGCCGUCGUCCUCUGGUCCGCCACCGUCAGCGGCCAGAGCGGAGAGGGAGCACACCGUCCAUGGGCCGCCGCCACUUGGGAUUUUUUUACAUAAUAUAUAUUUGUAUAAAUUUAUUACUAUUUUUCUUGUUAUAAUUAUUUGUUUCCUAAAUUGUCUCAAUCAAAUCUGGCUUUCGUUAAUUUCUUUCCCAUAAAUAGACGCUCCUCUUCAUUGCAACUGGACGUGCCUCCUCGAAGAUAAACCGACUCCUUAAACGCCAUAACAGGUCGCUUUCCCUUCCGCGCAUCAACUCCAAGCCAAGACGAAAAAAGCUUCUCUGUUGUUUCCUUCCUCUCCAAGUUUGCGCAGAGGUUGAUGAUGCACUCCUUGUCAUGGCUUCUCUUCCUGUGUCUAUGCUUCGGGAGCCAUGGCCUUCCUUGGCCCUUCUCUGCUCCGUCCUCCGCACAGCAAGGCGUGCCGAGCGAGCCCGUCGGGGGAGUGGCCGCGCAGUUCUCCGUGGAAAAUUUCGACGACCGGAGAGGGGUGAAGUUGGUGGAGGACGCGAGGAGGAAGCUCGCCGGCCCGAACACUUGCUGGCACAACGCGUACCGAAGCCUCUUCUCCAGCUGCGGAGAGAUCGUAUCCGACAAGGAGAAGCAGUCGAGAUUGGCGUGGAAGCUGAGCGAUUGCUUUCAGAUUGAUUCGGGCAGGUCAGCUCUUCCUUCGUGCGGCGAAGGGGCGGCCAUGGUGAAAUGCCUCAAGAAAUUGGACGAUUUGGAGCACAAAAUCUAUCUCGAGUUCUUCCUGGAGACCAAUUCCAUCUGCCACCAAUUGCAGACUGAUGCAUUCAAGCAUGAGACGGAGCGGCUGGUGAACGAGUUAUCGAGAUCAGCUCACUUUGCAGAGGAGAAGCUCGGAGCCAUAGAAGCAUCGUCGGAGAAACUGCUGCAAAAUGCGAACGACGUGCAGGACUCGCUGUCUUCGAUCGGCCUCCAGACGCACCAACUGGCGCAAUCGUCCAGCGCGGUGGCGGCGCAGAUCGACAGCGUGCUGCAGCACUCGCAGGCGAUCUUCGCACAGUCCAAGGAAAUCGCAGCCUCCCAGUCGGAGCUCAGAGGAGGGCAGCUCGAUAUGAAGGAGAAGCUCAUGGCCGGCAUCGCUGACUUGCAGGAUUCCUACAAGAGCCUGGACGAUGGAAUGCUGAGGCUGAGGGAGGAAACCAUCGAGAUCGAGAAGGAAAUACAGGUCGUCGGCGAUUCCAUGACCUCCAAGAUGCAGCAACUCCAAACCAAAGCCGACGAUAUUGGCGACGUCGCCGGCGCUUCCUUGGAGAAGCAGAGGCAGCUUCUGGACAGGCAGGCCAUGGCGCUCGAAGGCCUCGAUACCCUCGCAAAGUUCCAAUCACAAGCCAUGGAAGAAAGCAGGGGAACGCUGCGAAGCCUAGCAGAGCUCGGUCAUAAGCAGCAAGAGGAGUUGCUGCGAGGACAAGAACAGAUCCAAAGUGCUCAUGCUCGUCUGAUCAAGAACUCUCAAUCGAUAUUAGCAGCUCAGGAAGAAUUCGAAUCGAAGCAAGCCAACAUAUUUGCUGCACUAGACAAGCUCUUCGCGCUGCACAACGCGAUCUUAGUCGAGUCGCGAUCCAUCAAGGCUUUCUUCUUCUACUCCUGCACCAUCUUCCUUCUCCACAUGCUCACCAGCACCAAGCAGACUUACAGAAUCCGGGCACGCCUUUAUUUAGGUCUGUGUGCCACAUUCGUGAUCGAGGCUCUCAUAGUUAAGCAUGGCGAAGAUGACUUCAAUCAACAAUCUCGAAUCUUAUCGAAAGUGUUCCUGGCCAGAAGUUCCUUUCUAGUCAUUGCUACCACCCAAAUACUUCACUCCCUGAUCACUUACAGAGACUAUGAGAUUUUGAAUCAUCAGCUGCUGCAAACGUUGGUGGAGAAGGUUCGGAUCAUGGAACAGAAUGCAGAGUCGUCUUCAUGCUUGGAGAGUGAUGGUAUUAUCAGUACGAGCUGGUUAUCAUGGAUGCAUGAGGAAUUGCCCGAUGAUGAAGAUGAAAAACUUGAUCCUGAUUACUCGUUGCUCGAGGAAGUCGGAGAGAAUUCAGUGGUUUUGGUUCCAGACGACCGGAAGUACAACCUCCGGCCUCGCCUUCGGCAACGAUGAGAUGUGUUAUUUGAGUGUGUUUGAGUUCGUUCGAUCAAUGUGGAUUGAGUUGGGAAGGGUUUGUUUUAAUGAACAGUUUACCUCAAUUAAAAAACUAAAUAUGAAUCUUGCCAAAAAAAAAUACUCUUGUGAACUAGUUCGAGUUCAGAGAAUGGAUAAGCUUGUGAUA